AUGGAAAUUAAAGAAAUAUUGUACAAGCAAGAGUUGUACAUAGCGAAACUAUUAGAAAAUAUGAAUAUAAACUAUGUAAACUAUCUUGCCAGCAAAGUUUCAUCGAAUUUAUUAAUAUCUGGCACUAAAACAUCACACUGUAAUGAAGUUGAAAAAAGUAUAGUGCCAAAGUUACUUGAAAAGUCAAGCGAUUUAAUUAUUGACGUAAAUAAUCAAAAUUUCAACCCUGGAAACCUGUGGUCAGAUGCCGAGAAAACACCAGCCGAAAAGAACCUUAUAAAAAAGACCGUUUUCUUGAUGAGCAACGUAAAAAGAUGUCACAGAAAUGAUGUCAUAGAUUUUCUUAAAACAAGUGGUAUAAACGUCAUCUCUUGUUUUCCGGUGAUAAAACGUUCUAAUCAGGAAAUAAGCGAUCCAGUAAACAAGGAUGAGGAAGAAUCAACGAUGUUUCGUGUAUGUGUCGAAAGUUGCGAUGGACCGAAGAUGAAGGACCCGGAAAUUAUGUUAAAACACAUCAUUGUACGCGAAUGGCGUUUCGGGAAAAACACCGACAAAAACUCCGAUACAACGAACAAACAUGGCUGA
Helobdella robusta is the source of this 585-nucleotide messenger RNA. RefSeq lists its product as hypothetical. The transcript has 2 exons. Bases 1 to 585 code for a protein of 194 amino acids. NCBI's taxonomy places the organism in Eukaryota, Metazoa, Annelida, Clitellata, Rhynchobdellida, Glossiphoniidae. The record is from RefSeq and is a predicted model, not a curated record.